AUGAAGUUCAUCUCUGUUAUCGCUCUCCUAGCCCCCGCCGUCCUGGCCGCCCCUGGCGAGGCCUGGAUCAGCCUCCUCAAUGAACAGUGCCCUAAUAUCUCAGAGCAGUGUCUUGAUAUUGCUAAGAAGGUCCAUCGGCCGGGGUUCGGUGUGCUUGAAGUUGGUCAAGCUACACAGGCCAUGCCGACUUGUACCCCAGCCUAUGUGGAAUGUAUCCAAAACAUCUCAGGUGACUCUCCUGAUGUUUCUACUUUUCCUCAGCCAGACGCCACUCAAGGACAGCUCGCUACAUGCCUCCUAAAUAUUGCCCCUGAUCAUAUUAAGUACUUUCUCGACAAUGAUAAAGCUUCGACACCGAUUCCGGCUAGCCAAAACUGUGCAUUGCGAGAGCUGCACCGCGUCGCGCACGUUGAACUGGGUCCCUUGGCAUAA
Molecule: messenger RNA, 432 nt
Organism: Aspergillus caelatus
Lineage: Eukaryota; Fungi; Ascomycota; Eurotiomycetes; Eurotiales; Aspergillaceae
Exons: 4
Coding region: 1-432 (143 amino acids)
Source: RefSeq, a predicted model, not a curated record